Messenger RNA from Ananas comosus (pineapple), 1522 nucleotides. RefSeq names its product DNA-damage-repair/toleration protein DRT100-like. The record is from RefSeq and is a predicted model, not a curated record. The transcript has 2 exons. Lineage: Eukaryota; Viridiplantae; Streptophyta; Magnoliopsida; Poales; Bromeliaceae. Gene Ontology annotation, molecular function: protein binding. Bases 114 to 1235 code for a protein of 373 amino acids.
CAACACUUAUUAUUAAUUACUAGCUAUUCCGCCACAGCUCGCACAGCGGAGUAGUAGUGUGUGAAGCAGAGCAUUAAGCAGCGGGCAGAAGCGAGUGAAGGGAGCAAACAAUAAUGGCUUCUUACUUGCCAUUUUUGUCGAUCGUAGUGAUAUUUGGCGUCGGCGUCGUCGUCGUCUCCGGCGCCGUCUCUUGCCCGCCGUCGGAUCGCGACGCUCUCCUCGCCUUCCGCUCCGCCCUCUCCGAGCCCUACCUGGGGAUCUUCUCCUCGUGGACUGGGAGGGACUGCUGCUCCCGGUGGUACGGGGUGAGCUGCGACCCGACGACGGGGCGGGUGGCGGACCUGACCCUGCGGGGCGAGUCGGAGGACCCGAUCCUGGCGCGGGCGGGGCGCACGUCCGGGCUGAUGUCGGGGCGCAUCUCCGAGGCGGUCUGCCGGCUGGAGCGGCUGACGACCCUGGUGGUGGCAGACUGGAAGCAGAUCGGCGGGGCGAUCCCGCCGUGCAUCCCGUCGUCCCUCCCCCUCCUCCGCAUCCUCGACCUCCCCGGCAACCGACUCUCCGGCCCCAUCCCCGCCGACCUCGGCCGCCUCUCCCGCCUCACCGUCCUCAACCUCGCCGACAACCUCGUCUCCGGCCCCAUCCCCCGCUCCCUCCCCUCCCUCUCCUCCCUCAUGCACCUCGACCUCUCCGGCAACAAGAUCUCCGGGCCCAUCCCCACCAACUUGGGCGACCUCAAGAUGCUCAGCCGCGCCCUCCUCGCGCGCAACCAGAUCUCCGGCCCCAUCCCCGCCUCCAUCGGGCGCCUGAGCCGGCUCGCCGAUCUCGACCUCGCCGGGAACCGGAUCUCCGGCUCCAUCCCCGCCGAUCUGGGCUCCAUGCCGGUGCUCUCCUCGCUCUACCUCGACGGGAACCGCAUCUCCGGAAACAUCCCCGCGGCGAUUCUCGAGAGCAAGGGGCUGGGAAUCUUGAACCUGAGCAGCAACGCGAUCGCGGGGGAGAUCCCGGACGUGUUCGACGCGAGUUCCUACUUCAUGGUGCUGGACCUGGCGAACAACCGGCUCACGGGGCACGUGCCGCGCACGUUGGCGUCGGCGGCGUACGUGGGGCACCUCGACCUCAGCCACAACCGCCUCUGCGGGCCCAUCCCCACGGGCGCGCCCUUCGACCACCUCGAGGCCGCCUCCUUCGCCGACAACGACUGCCUCUGCGGCUUCCCGCUCGGCAAGUGCGCUUGAGGAGGCGGGGGUUUACUUCAGACGUCGAUCCACUUCGCCGUACGUACGAUCUGAAUCGAACGGUGUAUGUGUGUGUGCUACUUACUUUCCAUCGUGUCCGUGUUAAUUUUAAUUUAAUUAAAAUUAUUAUUAUUAUUAUUAUUAUUAUUAUUAUUAUUAUGUGUAACAUAGGAAGAAGGAACGUGGGAUGCACGUGACAUAUAUAAAGGGUGAAAAGAAAAGGGGAAUAUGUUUGUUCGCGCUGUUUCUAUUUUAUUUAUCAGCAAUUUAUUCGACAGCUUUUUUAA